AUGGCUUCCUCUUUCGCCCGAACUGCCCUCAAUCCCAACCCCUCCACACACUUACCCUCUUCCCCAACCCCUCGCCGGAGAACGGCGGCCAUGGCUAUCCGAUCGGAGAUGAAGGUGUACCGAGGGACCUGGAUGAGAGAGCAGCGGCUGGCGGAGAUGAUCGAGCGGAAGGUGACGGAGGCGAAGCGGGUCUGCGGCGAGGACGCGGCGUCGGACGAGUGCAAGGUGGCGUGGGACGAGGUGGAGGAGGUCAGCCAGGCGAAAGCCGAUCUCCGGCUGAAGAUCCAAAUCCUCGGCCGUGAUCCGCUCGAACACUUCUGCCGGGAGAAUCCCGAGACCGACGAGUGCCGGAUUCAUGAGGGUUGA
This is a messenger RNA of Striga hermonthica, 366 nucleotides long. Lineage: Eukaryota; Viridiplantae; Streptophyta; Magnoliopsida; Lamiales; Orobanchaceae. The record is from the annotation of a GenBank genome assembly.